CAUCAAAGAAAAAAAAACCAGAGCGGAAAAUGGCUGUAGUGACAUUUCUUUUAGACAGUUCAGAACCGUGUACUCGUGUCAGUCAAAUAUUUAAUAUGCAAUAUGGCAGUGGCAGUUCUCUGUGAAUAUGGCGUUCUUGUUUUGGAGUAAUUACAAUACACAGCUAGAUGUCCUGCCAAGCGCUGCUGGUCCCUCGACAACAAACUAAGGUAUCUGAGAUGAAUCCAGUAGUCGCUCGACUCAAUAAUGUACAAUGAGCUACAGCCGAAACAUGCCAGACUGGCAGCAGUACAGUGCCCUGCAGUCUGGAGGAUCCGAUGCCGCCAAGUCUGGGCAGAAUGCGAGUGCCGGUCACCUGUACGUCCCGAACAUCAGUCCACCGUCCAUGAACGGGCUCAACCUCAGUACAGAUUGCCACAGUAAGUCACAGAAUGAUGUCAUUAAUUAUAGUCAAAGAAAUUACCAGCCGCAAAACAAUACACAGAGUGGAGCGACAAAUUUGCCCGAAAAUCCUCUGACCUCGAUGGUCCAUAUGUCGAGUUGCGCCGGCCAGUACGGGAAUUCAUCGACCAUGAAUUCUAUGAUGGACGACGGGAGCAAUUUGGACAGUCUUAGGAAUGGGUCGGUGGUCGCUCUGAACGAGGAAAUGGCGCACAGAAAUCAGAUCUCAUUAAACGGACCCGUCUCGCGUGUCAUGGGGCCAAAUAUGAAUGUAAAUAAUAAUAUGGGAACGACAGGACAACGAAUUCCGCCCGUCAAUUCCGUGCCUUCAAACCGACAAGCACCUUACAUGCCCGCCUGCAAAGGUCCUUGUUGCGUUUCCGAUCCCAAUGUAAAUUAUCAAGCCUGGGAGAAGUUCACCCCCUAUCAGGCGACUAAUCCUUAUAGAGAAAAUGUUCGCGCGUCUGGUUACGCGACGGCUGACAGUAGACGAUAUAGAAACGAGGCGGCGGUGGCGACGGCGACGACCACCUACAGAAAGGAGAGUUAUCCCAAUAAGGACUUGGUCCCACCAAACUCUUAUCAAGUUGACCAAAGAAGGAGUUACUCCGAUUACAAGUACUGCAAGGACCCACCUCCCGUUCCCAGAAACUAUCAAACCUCGACUGUCCUGCCGAGUUAUCCUCUUCCAAAUUACGGCGUUCCCGGGGACUAUCAAAAAUAUGCCUACACCAUGAAGGAUUAUCCGAGGCAGGGAGUUAUGAACUCUCAGAACUCGCCGAUUCUCAAGUAUCCGGAGCACAAUGUCAAUAUGCAGGAGAAGUAUUCCCCGAAGCAGAGUCAGUACCAAAGUGGAGCGUUAUUGCAGAAAGGUUUGGUGGUACCCAGCAUCAGUACAAACAUCUCCACGGUGCAGAAUCCUUACCUGAAUCCGCAGUUUUCUCGCGAGUACCAGUGGGAGAAUCCCGAGAAAGACCCGAACAAAAUUCAAAAUCCGGUGCCGAUGCACAGCACUUAUCCGAAGUAUCAGCUUUAUCAGCAGAAGUACGCGGUGCAGAGGUUUUCGAUGGAGAAUCAUCUGCGGGAACUCUCGAGAAUUCCUGGCUACCAGACACAUCCAAAGUAUCAGGAAUGCAUUCACAGGUACCGCGAAUUGUUGAGAUUGCAGCAGACAGUUGAUUACCAGAGUGCAAUUCAAAAUACCUUGACCACAGCCAACAGCUCAGUACCACCUAUCAAUCUGCAGUUUGAUCAGAACGGAGUUUUAAUUAAUCCGAACUACCUCCCCGGCAGUUUUCCCACCCACAAUCCAGCCAAUCCCACGAAUCCUGUGAAUAUUGAGAAAGAGCCGCAGCAAACGGCGGAGAAGCCGCACAAUUUACAACGGUUACAGAGUCUUCUUCGAUCUCAUGAAUCGUCGAUUCCAAAUAACGACAGAGAUGUACAGUACUUGGGACAGAAAACAAUAGAGAAUCCUCACUGUCAUCUGCGACGAGAAGAGGAACGUUUCGAAGCUUUAAAUCCCCGGGAAGAGGAUAAGGAGAAGAGUUUUGCCCAUAAACCCACGUUGGAUGUGCGACAGUUUUUAGCAAACUGGGACGAGGCUGAGGAGGAAGAAGGAGCCAACGCAAAUCUACCUGAUGUCGUUCUCAGCAAUUCGACCCCGAUUGUCGUCGUCGAGUACGGAAACCUUGGAUUGGACUCUCACGGGCCUGACAAUACAACUGAGCAAAAGGAGAACGAGCCUACCAUGAAGGCUCAAGAGUAUUAUCCGAAGGAUCACUCCAACACUCUUCUUCAAGAUUGUGCGAACGAUUUGAAUCAGGGGGUUGUUUAUGCGAAUAAGCUGAAUAUCAAGUGCGUCGGUGAAGGAAUCGACGGAGUGCCCACGAUUCAUAUUGUCGAGAAUCCCGAAGGAGAAUCCUGCGGAUCUUUUGCUUACAACGAGAAACAGGAAGUGGAAGUUAUUGGUGGAAGUUCGCUACCGUCUCUGACAGAAACGAAAGAGUGCGAGGUCAGCGAGAGUAAAGAAGCUUCUAGUGUAAACUACAAGAAACUGGCUCAGAGGAAUCCGGAUCCAAAGUUGCAAGUCAAUCCUCGGGAUAUGGCAGUUUUGCCGCUAGCGAAAAGUACCUCGGAGGCUGGGAGUGCAAAUUUAAAGAAGCAGAACAGCUACUCUGAGGAGAAUCACAAUCAGGAUGAUCUCAGUUUGCCAGAUUUGACAACGUCGGAAUGUACGCCAAUAUCAACGACCCUGAACACUCCGACUCAUUCGGACAGCGAAGAAUGUACCGAGCAAGGUGUUGAUCUCACAACGAGCACCAAUCCCAUCGAAUUAAUCCAAAAUAGCCCGAUGAUCAGCUUCACUCAAUCUCCCGUCAAAAUGGAUCCCUACGAACAUCUCAAGGGCGAGCAUCUAUCGGCAAAGUCGUCACAAGAUGGACUCGAUUUUGAUUUUCAAAAUACCUCUGUCAUCAAGUCGCCAAUCUCCGAUUCCAAGAAGGAGGAGAAACCCGAUUUGCGAAGUAAACCGGCUGAAAAUGACAUUUGGCCAUCUUGUGCACUCGAGGAUAAGAAGAAGAAUCCAAUUUCUGAUGCGCAAAGCAGUACAAAGUAUUCUCAAGUUCAUCCCAUAAGUCGAAUGAUUCCGGAGAAUUCGGCAAAUAAAGAUUCGAACGACUUUUCAUCAAAUAUGGAUGUGUUUUCGUCGGAGGAUCAGGACAAGUGGUGUUGGAACUCGAUUCCUCUGAUACCUGGGGAAGAGAAUGAAGAGCCGAAAAUACCAGCUCCGCCGAUGGAGGAAAAUUAUUUGACGAAAAUUAUGAAAGAUUCGGCGCCAAUCACUAGCUUGAAUGUCCUCGAGUCCGAUGAAGAAAAAACGAGUAAAGUCGAUGACAUGUGGAUGGAUGUUGGUUGCAUGGACAAAGGUUUGGACUUGAGUUCCGAUGCUAAAAAGACAUGCAGCAAUGAAAAAUUUUACAACGAAAUCGAGCAGAAGAUGCAAAAGAAAAAAGACUUUGCGGAAGUGUCAGCCUCGGUCUCGAAGAUUUUGAAAAAUAUCAAGGAGCGGCAAGAUUCCAUUCAGAAUUCGAUGCAAGAUUCUCAAAGUUUGCGACGAAAUUCCAAAGGAAUCAGCAUAAUUUCCGAAGAGAUAUUUAACACGACUUGGCAACAAAACAAGCAGAAUAAAAUAUAUCCACCUAGAAAAAUGUCGGACAGUUUUGAGAGAGAGGAACUUGCGACUUUUGCUGAAAAUUUCAAAAAAUCGAGAUCAAGAUCAAUGAACACACUGUGGAAACGUUCAAAAUCGGUCGAGAAUCUCAAGGACGAGAGUGAGGAAGAGCGUCUCUUUAAGGAAUUUAAAAAUCUCAAGAGAAAGCGAAGUGUCGAUCAGUUUAAGGAGGACAAUAAAUUGCCGAAAUUGUCGCCCGAAGAGGAGAAAAAACCGACGGACAUGCCAGCAAAGCAUGCUUUGCCUGUUCUGACUCCUGAGACACUUCAGAAUCCACCGAAGAUCAGCGACGUUAAUCAAGAAAAGCCAGCGACAGUUGAGCCUGCGAAACCGAAUUCAUCGGACUUGGAAAUCAAAUUCAGAAACUGCAGCGAUUCGAAUAAACCUUUCGAGGCCAUCAAAAUAGAGAUCAAUGUUUCGAGAAGUGAUGGCAAUUCUGUUGCCCAGAGUUCGACGCAAAAGUGCGGUGAAGCAGAUUCGAAACCGAAUCAUGAUGAUCCUUCAACUUGUGGUUCUUUGACUUGUUCCGGGCAGAACUUGAAGACUGAGACAAAUAUCCAGAGUAAAAAAUUCGAGGAUUCGGACAAAAUUGUUGAAAUGAAGGGAAAAAAAGAAGACGAGAGAAAAGAGAGUGUAAUAGAGUAUUUUGGAAAGAGUCAACAUUCAAAGGUCUCUCAGCAUUCUCAUGCAGCUUGUGACACCUGCAAAUCGUUGAAUUUCCACAAAAUUGAUCAAGAAUAUAUCUGCACCCAUCUAGAUAAUCGAAUAACAAAACCACACGAAAACCCCGAGAGUAUCGAGAAUUCGUCAGUUGCAGGGAGUUCAACAAUCGACUGCCUUUCCAACAGACUCAAGUCCAUCAACAAGACAAAACUGGUUGAAGAUUUCAGCAGAAAAUCCAAAUUGCAAGAACUCAAGCACUUUCGAAAAAUCAAAUACAAGGAUAAAGGAUGUUUUUCUGGAUUUGAGAACAAAAAUGUGAUGCCUGAUAAACCGGAAGUUAAGGAAAGUUCAGAAAUAUUUCCCUGCACUUCGGAAUACUCUGGAUCCAGAUUGGAAACCAAAGAUUUAUUAAAAGAAGAUGUGACUAAUACAGGCGACGAUACCAAGCACUUUGUGAUAAAGAAUUCUCUAAAUUGUGAUUCCAGUAGCUUUGAUGAAAUGCCGUACAAAGAUCCGGAAACCAAUCCAUUGAAAUCGAAUUUACUUGAAGGCGAAGAUUCGUCGAGUCCCAAGGGAUUUUUGAAUCCAAUAUUCAGCACUCUGGACGAGUCGGAGAAUUUGAAUACAGUUCCGGUCUAUACAACCAAAGACGGGAAAAUCACUUACAGUCCCAAUCCGAGAUUUACAUUGAGAACUCUGCUAAUGGAGGCGCAACAAAAGGACGGUCGUUCUCAGUAUGAAAAAUACACAAAUUAUAGUUCCUCUACCUCUUAUGAUAAACGGCCGACAAAAUCAGGCGAGAAGCGCCCUUACAGCAACAAAUACCACACAGAUUUGAAGCCACCGAAAAAGUCUUUGGCUAAACGGUUCGCUACUCAGGAAUUGGAGAAAAGUUACCAGAGGUAUCUUUCUCACAAGGAAAGUAGGCCAGCUGCACUCAGCAGUGAACCAAUGAUCAUUAAAACGAUCAAGAACUACAGCGCUUUCAGUGAAGGUUUAUCCGGAAACGAAGCCCAGGACGAGAGACAAGAUUCGAGGAGUGACUUUGAGGACAGUCGUUCGCAGCAUGAAAACGAAAAUGAGAAAAGUUGCUUUGAAGAUAAAAUUGAUGAAACUCCCGACGAUUUGAGCGAACCUGCCAAAAUUGUGGAGACUAGUACAAAGAAUAUUGAGAGAUGUGAGAUAAGUGAGAGUCAGAUUUUCACUGGAAUACGGAGUCCAAGUCCGGGUGAUGCGGAAGAUAAUCAGGUUGUACCUGUAGCUUCUGGUGAUAAGGAGCCGGUAAUAGAAACUCGCAAUUUCGAAAAAAGUGAUUCUACUAGUCCUAUUGUUGCGGAAGAUGCGACAUCUCGGGAUGCCGAAACUCUGGUCAUGGAUGUUGACAAGCCACAAGAUACAAUAUCUCAGGAGGCAGACACUCUUGUCAUGGACAUCGACAAUUUACAGGAUACAACAUCUCUUGAGGCAGAUCCUCUUGGCAUAGACUUUGACAAGCCACAAGUAACAACAUCUCCGGAGGCAGACCCUCUUGGUAUGGAUGUUGACAAGCCAGCAGAUAAAUCAUCCCGGGAGGAAGAAAAUUUUGUCAUGGACGUUGACAAGAAACAAGAUUACGAUACAGAUUUGAAUUUUCCUAAUCUUGAUUCAACAUCAGGAACCAAUCUUGAGAUGAAAGAUGAUAUUCAGGAUUCUAAUAUAGAUUCUGCAAAUUCUAAAUUGGAAUAUCUUAAAGAUAUUUGUAACUUUAAAUCAGAUGAGACGCCCGAGAGGCGCAAAUCCACCUCUGAUGUUGCAGUUCAAUCUGAAUCACAUUUACUUUCAGAGAGGAGAAAAAGCGAAAGUUUCGUUUCAAGUUCCACGGAAAUUAAUCCCGUAUUUUCUGAGAGUUUGGAAGUGUCGAAAAACAGAGAAGUUUUGGUUUCUAGUCAGAAAGAAUCUUUGGAAGAUGAGGAGACAGCGGAGAUUAAUCAACAUUCUGAUAUUGGAAAUUCUGAAGUUGUGUUCAGUUUUGAACGUGAAAUAAAUUCUGAAGUUGCAGUUAAUUCUGAAGCUGUGGUCAGUUCUGAAGUUGCAGACAAUUUUGAACAGGCAAUUAAUUCUGAAAUUGUAGAAAAUUCUGAGCGUGAAAUUAAUUCCGAAGUUGCAGUAAAUUCUGACCGGGAAAUCAAUUCUGAAGUUGCAGAAAGUUUGGAACGUGAAAUCAAUUCGGAAAUUGCAAACAUUUUUGAACGUGAAAUCAAUUCUGAAGUUGUAAAAAAUUCUGAACGUGAAAUUAAUUCUGAAGUUGCAGAAAAUGCUGAAGGUGAAAACAAUUCAGUAAAUUUUGAACGUGAAAUCAAUUCCGAAGUUGCAGACAAUUCUGAACGUGAAAUCCAUUCUGAAAGUGAAAUCAAUUCAGUAAAUUUUGAACGUGAAAUCAAUUCCGAAGUUGUAAAUAAUUCUGAACGUGAAAUCCAUUCUGAAAGUGAAAUCAAUUCAGUAAAUUUUGAACUUGAAAUCAAUUCCGAAAUUGCAGAAAAUUCUGAACGUGAAAUCCAUUCUGAAAGUGAAAUCAAUUCAGUAAAUUUUGAACGUGAAAUCAAUUCCGAAAUUGCAGAAAAUUCCGAACGUGAAAUAAAUUCUGAAGUACCAGAAAAUUUUGAAAAGAAAAUCAAUUCUGAAGUUUCAGAAAAUUCUGAACAUGAAAUAAAUUCUGAAGUUCCAGAAAAUUCUGAGCAUGAAAUCAAUUCUGAAGUUGCACUAAAUGUUGAACAUGAAAUAAAUUCUGAAGUUGCUGAAAAUUCUGAAUCUGCAGUCGGUUUUGAAGUUGCAGUAAGUCCUGUAAUGGAAUUAAAUCCUGAAUCUAUACAGAAUUCUGAAAUUGCCGUCAAUACUGAAGUUCUUGAAAGUGUUGAGAGAAUAGAAUCAGAAAGAUCAGAGAAAGUAGAACCAGUUUCAGUUGAUCCUGAGCCACAGUCAUGUUCAGAAAGUUAUUUUAACGAGAGCGAGAAGAAAAGAGAAGAAGAGAUCAUAGAUGUGGAUGUUGAAGAUGAGGUGGAAAUUGAUUUGCAAUUAAUUGAAAAAGACGAGGUUGACACAGACCUCGAUAAGAAGAUUUCUGCUGAAUUGAAAGAAGUUCUCCAGGAUUCGGAAAUCGAUGAGAAAGUUGAUGAAACUGAGAGUGAGUCUGUAAAAGAGUAUAGCCUUGAAGAAUUAAAAUUAGCGAAUAAACAAAUGGAGGAACUGAUAGCUGCAGAAUCCCUUUUAGAAUUGACGUCUGAGAUUACUAAUCUUCUUGCCAGACAAGAGAACGAAAUUUCAAUUCUGAAUACUGAGGAGACAUCUGUAGAACCAAUAAAUUCUGUAUCUGAAAACGUAGAGGAAGACGUUUUAGUAGCUACUGAGGAAAUUCAAAAAGAACCCGAAGAAAACACACAAGUUGAACCCUCUGUCGACGAAAUUCAAUCCAGUCAUUAUGAUGUUGAAUGUGAGGAUGAAAUUAUUUUGGAAAGAAUCGAAAAUGUGGAGGAUAAAUCUGUUGAAAAAGAGACGAAUCAUUUUGAGGAACAUAAUCAAGAAUCGAAUGAAGAAAGUACUCUGGAACAGAAUUCAGAAAGUCAAGAAUCAGAACUGAAAAACUAUGAGAGAGAAUAUUUAGAAACGAGAGGUUUGUGUCCUUCACCCUCAAUCGAAACACCUAAACCCCCCGAGGAUAAAACUGAAGAAGGUACGAGCGAAAUCAUAAUUCAAACUUCAAAUUGCUCUACAGAGAUUAACAAUGAAAUUGAUCAAUCGAUUCAGAAAGAAACUUUGCCUCUAAUAGCCGUAGGAGAUAAGGAUUCUGAAUUAGUUUAUGUUGAUGACGAGUCGAGCUGUGAAGUUGAUCCUCCUACUUUGGAACUUCAGAAAGAACUCAGCGAUUCCGAAAUGUUAAAUUCACCAAAAAGUUCGGACAGUAAUCAGUUUGAUCAAAUGCCCGACAUGACGUUGGAAGAAAACAUUAGAAGAGAGUCUCAUCUGAAAAGUUCCACAGUUGAUAAAACAGUUCCUAAACUAGUUAUUCGAAAAAUUGAGUCGAAUAGAACCUCACCGACAAAUUCCAAGUCAGGUUCCGAUGUGAGUGAAGAACCCUCAUUUUACCGAAAAGUACCAAAGAUGAUAAUUCGAAACGCCAAAUCUCGACCAGCGACGCCCACGAUAGAAGAAAUUCCGGAUGAGUUGCCUGAGUCGAAUGAAGAGGCGAACGUCAUCAAAGUGAAGAUAAAACUCGAUGAUAUCAAUAAAAAUGAGCCCUUCAUGUUCGCGAAUGAGGAAAGCAGGAUUCCCAAAAUGAAGAUAAAGCUCGAAGAUAAACUGCCGAAAGUUGUCAUCGAGAAUCUGGAUUUACGUAAUGUCCAGGAUUCGCAGAAACCUGUUCCGAAAGUUAAGAAAAAGAAGCUCAAGAAUUCGCAUUCCAUUGACGAUGAUUCAAAAACUAGUGAACAAGGGACCGAUUCCAAGAGAUCGUGUUCAAAGACGGAUUCAGACACAAGCCGCUCUUUAUCUGAAUCCGAUGAGGCGAAUUUGAAUUCCGAACUGAAGGAAAUUGUCAGCGAUUCGUCAAGUCUUGAGACUGAAGAAUCUAGAAACAAGGUUCCUAAGUUGAAAAUAAAAAAAGACUUGAAAAUCGCCUCUUCGACUACUAGGAAACGGCACAGCUCUGAGAUUCAGCAGACUGAAAACAAAAAGGUGAAAAGAUCGUCGAAGGAAGAAGUGAAAGAUCGAAGGGUGGAUCCAAAUAUGGAGAAUUCGAUGUCUUCAUCGGAUGGUCAAAGUAUUUUGGAAAAAGUUCCCAAAGUUAUCAUCAAGCGAACCUCGCCGACUGCUGAAUUCAAGUGCGAAGUUAGCAAAGAUAAGAAGAAUGCUUUAUUGCAAGACUCAAGUUUGCAACCGCAAGUGGUUCUCCAACGCUCUUGGAUUCUCGACUGCAUGGCGAAAGAGUUGAGACAUGUCAAUAUUGCCUUGAAAUUGGCGAUUGCAAAAAAUGGGAGCAAAGCCUCGGUCCGCGGUAAAUCCGACUCAAGUAAAAUUCAAUGGGAGCAGUUUAUUCGGAGUUUGAAAAAGCAGAAGGAGUUGGCGAAGGCUGAAAGUGGUUCGGAAAUUUUCACGAAUAAAAUCAAACAACGACGAAAAUCCGACUGUGGGACGCGUUAUUUAGAGACGGGUUCGAGAUUCUACAAAAGCAAGGUCUGCAAAUCAGCGAGAGAGUCUACAAAUGCUGAAGCGAAUUAUCUCGAGAAUCGAUCUUUAUACUUCAAGGACAUGUUCUCUGAGAAAAUUCAAUCCAAUUCAGAUGCCUUCAAUUCAUGGAAGAAAUUCGAUGAAAAUAUGAAUUCAGAGAGUAAGGAUGUGUUCCAGGAUGCGGAGAAAUUAAAUUUUCCGAAUAAUUUUAGCGAUCAGGGUGAAGAAUCCGAAGUAAAGUUGAGCGAAGAGGUCGAGACUAAGUGUACUUUAUUAGGAGAGGAAGUCGUCGAUAGUAAAGAAACUUUAGCUCCAGAUAUUUCUAGCUUCGAGAGUUUUGACGAGAACGAGGCAAAUGUGAUAAAAAUGGAAGAAGAGACUCAAGUUGAGGAAGUGAGGCCCGAGUUUUCGACCUCGUUGAUAGCGAAUGGAGAACACGAGUAUCUCUAUUCCGAGGACGCGAUUCCAACCCAGUUUGAAUUCGAACUCGAAAUUGUAGAGAGCAGUGUGGAUACGUAUGACGUACCAAUGGCUGAUAUUAAAGAACCUCCUGAAUCGAAUGACGCUGUAGAAUUUAAAAUUUCCGAAGUACCUGAUGAUCGGAUUGAGGAAAGUAGGAUCGAGGAAUCAAAUGACUCUGACCGGCUUCCGAGGCUUCUUCUGCCAGAUGAAGAUUCUUCUUUGCUGAACGCGGUUCAAGAUUCCUCUUGUGAUAUCAAGGACGAAAUCCCUGUUCUGAAUAACUUGCUGGACCCAACUGAGACAGAUCAGACUUCCGAUCAGUUGGCUUCAAGUCCAGACAAGUUUUCGGAUUCGAUCUCACUCGUCCAGGAAGUCAUGGCUGCCAAGGAGACCUUGAGGAAGUAUCUGCCGAAAUAUGAAAAGGAUAGCAGCUCGAAAUCGAAAUCUAGAACUCUUGGCGAAAAGAGAGAGGGCGAGAGGAAAGAGGGUGAUUCUGAUAGAAGUUCUUCAACGAAGGAGAGUUCGGAAUGUUCCAGUUCAAGAAGUCACACUAGGUAUGAGAAGAAGCGGCCGAAAGAGAGCAGCAGGUCAAGAGAGAAACACAAGAGUAGAAAAGCUCCGAGGAUAGAUGAGGAGUCUUGUAAAUAUGAUGAGAAAACGAUAUCGUUGCGGGAUCAGAAACGUUCUAGUCUUCAUUCUACUCAGUCGGAAGAGUCAAAUAAAAGCAAGGAUAGCGGCAGCAGUAGAUCUAAAACAGAAUCAAGCUCGAAGCGCUCGGGUGGCAAGUCUGAGUCCAGGAGUGGGAAAAGCAGGGAGUCGUCAAAGGAUGGUGAUAGAAGUAAAACAAAGUCUCAGAAAGUUCCAAAGAUAUCCAAGUCUAAGGAACCGAAUGGAGAAAGUGCGACUGAGCCGAAAGCGAAGGAAGAUAUGCCGAUUUUGGAACCGGAAGAUGGAGUGCGUCUGGAUCCGAGUUCGGAUCGAGAUGCUACACUUUCACCACCUCUUAUCACAAAUCAAGAGGACGUCACUACUUUUGAGCAAGUUCCGAAAAUUGUUGAUGGGACAGUUGCAAAAGAGGCGGAGAGAGUUCCUAGUAAGAUGGUGAAGACUGUGCAGGUCGAUCCUGGAGUGACUCUCGCCGAUGCUGUUCAAAAAUGGGUCUUUCAUGAAAAGGCGACGAUUAAACACAGAAGGUAUUGCGUGUUGUGCGAAAGGUGGUUCCCAUCAGUGAUAAGGCAUCGAAGGCAUUUAUCAGGUUACCAACAUCGGCACACCGAACUUACACAAAGGAGAUCUAUUCAUACACUUUUCAUGCUUUUCACGGGGAAACCUUGCCCAAGACUGUUGCCUGCUGAUAUUUUAAGGUCUGACUGCUCAUUAGGGGAAGCUACACCUCUGCAAGUCGCUGUCCAAAACGUUGCACUAGGCUACGAGAAAGCUCACGAGAUGUCGAAGACGAAAACUGAAGAGAAUAAACCAUGAAAGACAUAGAGACGAUGCUGCAACCUCAUCGAUUCUUUUCGAGUGAGGUAUGAUUGCAAUUCUUUUUUUUUACAUGUCAGCUCUACUGGAUGCAAAUGACUACUAGACGAUUUCGUUACCGUGUAAGAUUAACUAUAAGUCACAUAAUAGGUUUUUAGCCAAAGACAUCAAAAGAAGGUACAUACUAGAUAAUUUAGUCUGUGUUUAAGAAGACAGAAACUUCUUCAAUUUGUACAAACAAACAAAAAAAGAAAUGAUGUUAAAGAGUGAUUUAAUGCCUCACCAAGAAUCCUUAUUUACAUCAUAAGAAGAAUCUUAUAUAUGUAUAUAUAGUAAAUAUUCAUAUAUAAAUAUAUUUAUUAUAUUCCAAUUUCCGAGGAGUGAUACAUUCACGUUACGCUUUCACAUUGUGUAUACGAAAGAACAGGGCCGGCCGAGAUUGUGUGGAACUUCAACCCCGGGAUUUUUAAAUUCUCGCCUCCCCCCACCUGCCCACCUCUCAACCAACCCCAAACACAAAAAAAACUCCACAUCUGGGAAGAAAGUUGUUCCGCCGGCCCUAUGAAAGAAUAUAUUACGCUCGAAAAAAAAUAUAUAGGCGUAAAGAAAAUUGUACAACAUAUCUGUUCCACGGAAAAAGAAAGACAAGAAUGGUAGAGAAAGUGAAAAUAAUUCACCAGUACAUUCCAACAGGAUGUAGUAUUUAAAAUUGGUCGAGUUCGAUAUUUAAUAUUCGAUGUUUGUUUUGUUUUUUUCCCUCUCUUUUUGAAAAUAAUAAUUGGCGUGGUUUUGCAUUGAUGAAAAAGUCGCACAUGUCUCUGGCUGUAACAAAGGGUACAAUCUUGUCCAUCACUAACAAACCAUACUAACUAUAACGAGUAAGUAAAUAAAUAAAUAAAUAAUAAAGAAAAUUGUUCCUAUGGUUCUUGUGAUAUUUGCGUGUGCGUACUUUGGCCACUUUUCACUUUCUCUCGAUGUUCACUCUUGACAAAUGGACCAAUGAAUGUGAACAUAAUAAUUGCUUCCGACUGUCCGAGCAUAGGUUGAGAUUAAAACGUAUCUUAACGUGCUAUAUUUCCUUCUUUUAGUCAAAAUAUUUCGUGGAUAAUGUGCAACAAUC
Messenger RNA from Belonocnema kinseyi, 12599 nucleotides. RefSeq lists its product as uncharacterized. The record is from RefSeq and is a predicted model, not a curated record. Lineage: Eukaryota; Metazoa; Arthropoda; Insecta; Hymenoptera; Cynipidae. The transcript is spliced from 4 exons. The coding region runs from base 254 to 11479 and encodes 3741 amino acids.